AUGUUGGGCUGUGUGGAGGACUGCUGUGUGGAGGACUGCUGUGUGGAGGACUGUUGUGUGGAGGACAGUUGUGUGGAGGACUGCUGUGUGGAGGACUGCUGUGUGUGGAGGACUGCUGUGUGGAGGACUGCUGUGUGGAUGACAGCUUCCUGGAGGACUGCUGCGUGGAGGACUGCUGUGUGGAGGACUGCUGCGUGGAGGACUGCUGCGUGGAGGACUGCUGUGUGUGGAGGACUGCUCUGUGGAGGGAGGACUGUUGUGUGUGGAGGACUGCUGUGUGGAGGACUGCUGUGUGGAGGACUGUUGUGUGCGGAGGACUGCUGUGUGGAGGACUGCUGUGUGGAGGACUGCUGUGUGGUGGACUGCUGCGUGGAGGACUGCUGCGUGGAGGACUGCUGCGUGGAGGACUGCUGCGUGGAUGACUGCUGUGUGGAGGACUGCUGUGUGGAUGACUGCUGUGUGGAAGACUGCUGUGUGGAGGACUGCUGUGUGGAUGACUGA
Molecule: messenger RNA, 501 nt
Organism: Oncorhynchus nerka (sockeye salmon)
Lineage: Eukaryota; Metazoa; Chordata; Actinopteri; Salmoniformes; Salmonidae
Product: keratin-associated protein 4-9-like
Exons: 1
Coding region: 1-501 (166 amino acids)
Source: RefSeq, a predicted model, not a curated record